Messenger RNA from Peromyscus leucopus (white-footed mouse), 2042 nucleotides. RefSeq names its product CWC27 spliceosome associated cyclophilin (gene Cwc27). The coding region runs from base 371 to 1786 and encodes 471 amino acids. Lineage: Eukaryota; Metazoa; Chordata; Mammalia; Rodentia; Cricetidae. The record is from RefSeq and is a predicted model, not a curated record. Gene Ontology annotation, biological process: protein peptidyl-prolyl isomerization; protein folding. The transcript has 14 exons. Gene Ontology annotation, cellular component: catalytic step 2 spliceosome. Gene Ontology annotation, molecular function: peptidyl-prolyl cis-trans isomerase activity.
CGGGGAGGUGAGGGCCAUCUGCGAACACCUGACGCGGACGCAGCCCUGGGAUUUAUGGAUUGGCCCAUUUAACCGUUAUUACAGAUAGCAUGACAAGUUCUCUAAAGUUGCAGAGGUCUUAUCAUCUUUUCUAGUGACCCGAAGGACACGGAGUCCCCCCCCUGCGGAGUUAGCGGUGCUCGGGUCCGGGAGCAACAUGGCGGCGUCCAUGCGGGGCUAGUUUGGGGACUAACUAGGCUGUCUUGCCCGACUCUGACCGAGUGAAGUUUUCCCCAAGUUAAAGAAUUGUCUACUAACAGGCGGACACCUUCGGAGACCCGCCAUUCGCUCGGGACCACACUAAAGAGCGGAGUCCUGAGCACUGACCAAGAUGAGUAACAUCUACAUCCAGGAGCCGCCCACUAAUGGGAAGGUUUUAUUGAAAACUACAGCUGGAGAUAUUGACAUAGAGUUGUGGUCAAAAGAAGCUCCAAAGGCAUGCAGAAAUUUCAUUCAGCUCUGUUUGGAAGCCUACUACGACAAUACCAUUUUUCACAGAGUUGUACCUGGCUUCAUAGUCCAAGGUGGGGAUCCCACAGGCACCGGGACUGGUGGAGAGUCCAUCUAUGGAGCCCCUUUCAAGGAUGAAUUUCACUCGAGGUUGCGUUUUAAUAGGAGAGGACUGGUUGCCAUGGCAAAUGCUGGUCCACAUGAUAAUGGCAGCCAGUUUUUCUUUACCCUGGGUCGAGCAGAUGAACUUAACAAUAAGCACACCAUCUUUGGAAAGGUUACAGGGGAUACAGUAUACAACAUGCUGCGCCUGACAGAGGUAGAUAUCGAUGAUGAUGAAAGACCCCGCAAUCCACAUCGAAUCAAAAGUUGUGAGGUUUUGUUUAAUCCUUUUGAUGACAUCAUUCCAAGAGAAAUUAAAAGGCCCAAAAAAGAGAAACCAGAGGAGGAAAACAAGAAAUUGAAACCCAAAGGCACAAAGAACUUUAGCUUACUCUCUUUCGGAGAAGAAGCUGAGGAGGAGGAGGAGGAAGUGAACCGAGUCAGUCAGAGCAUGAAGGGGAGAAGUAAAAGCAGCCACGAUCUGCUCAAGGACGAUCCACACCUCAGCUCUGUCCCCGCUGUGGAAAGUGAAAAAGAUGAUGCAACAGGAGAUUUAGAAGAUGAUGGAGAAGAUGAAAGUGCAGAGCAGGAUGAAUCCAUUGAUGGCGAUGAAAAGAACCUGAUGAGAGAAAGAAUUGCAAAAAGGUUAAAAAAAGACACAAGUGCAAAUGUGAAGUCAGCUGGAGAGGGAGAAGGAGAAAAGAAGCCGGCCAGCCGCAGUGAAGAGCUCAGAAAAGAAGCAAGGCAACUGAAGCGGGAACUCUUAGCCGCGAAACAGAAAAAGGAGACUGCAGCCAAAGCAGAGAAAGGGAGUGAAGAGGAAGAGGCUGCCCCAGAUGGCGCUGUUGCAGAAUACAGGCGAGAAAAGCAAAAGUACGAAGCUCUGAGGAAGCAGCAGCCGAAGAAGGGAACUUCCCGGGAAGAUCAGACCCUGGCACUGCUCAGCCAGUUUAAAUCUAAGCUCACCCAAGCAAUCACUGACACGCCUGAGAGCAGCGUUCCGGAAGCGGAGGUGGAAGACGAUGAAGGAUGGAUGUCACACGUGCUCCAGUUUGAGGACAGAAGCAGGAAGGUGAAGGAUGCGAGCAUGCAGGACUCAGACACGUUUGAGAUCUACGAUCCUCGGAACCCAGUGAACAAAAGGAGAAGAGAGGAGAGCAAGAAGCUGCUGAGAGAGAAGAAGGAAAGGAGGUGAGAGCAGCGUGGUGACGCCAGAGCAGCUGGCAGCGUGCCCGCAGUCAGUGUCCUUGUGACAGCCAUGGACCGCGGCGGACGGGUGUGAAAGUAUGUCUGAACCUGUUCUCUGGCUCAGAAAACAGAUACUUUGUUUUGUAAAUUUGGAAUGAUGUAAGCAAAUGCUUUUGGUUACUGAUACAUUUUUUUGUCCUUAAUUGACCUUUUAUAUUGCUAAAUCUGAAAUAAAAUCAGUUUCUUUCCAGUUUAAAUGUUAA